AUGACUGAAAGAUUGUUAGUAAGAGCACUGAAGGGUGGUAAAGACACCAAGAUCGUUACCUUGAAUGGGAAGGGGAUAACAAAGAUGCCCUCAGCAUUAAGUAAGCUGCCUGGCCUGAAGACUCUAGAUCUCCAGAAUAACCAAAUCCGCAAGGUGUGCCCGGAGAUAAGCACCUUGACCCAGUUGACGGCACUAAAUCUGGGAAACAACCUUUUAGAAGAAAUUCCAGAAGAGAUGAAAUAUCUUACAUCCCUGAAGAAGCUUCAUUUAUUUGGAAAUAAGAUUUGUAAAUUUGCACCCGGAGUAUGUGGUGGCUUACAACACUUGAUUCUGCUUAAUCUGAACAACAACCGGCUCACAUGGAUUCCCCAAGAAGUCAGCAGAUUAAAAAGCCUUGUAAUUUUGAGUAUAAAUCAUAACCAGCUAGCCAGCAUUCCUAAAGAACUUUGUUUUCUUGAGAAUCUUUCUGAACUUCAACUUAGCUACAAUCGGCUCCUUUCUUUACCUGAAGAAAUUAAGUUCUUGAAGAAGCUCCAGAAACUUGUCCUGAUUAGGAACAACAUUGAAGUUUUGCCAGAGGGACUUCGUGAUCUUCAGAAUUUAAGAAUCCUAGACAUAGCUGGAAAUAUUAUUCAGAUACUUCCAUCAGGAUUUCAGAAUCUGAAGCUGAAGGAAUUCUACUGUGAAGGAAACCCAUUGUUCCUGAAGAAGCCAGUUAAUGCUAUACAACAGGAGGAUGCCUGGAGUCUACAGGAAAUAACAUCAAGAUUUAUAAUGAAUGAGCUAGAAGGAAAGAGUCCUUUCAUAAUGCAAGCCAUACAAAGGCACCCACAGGUCAGAAACAUAAUCUCUCAGAGAAGAAAAUGUGCAAUAUGUGGAAAGUACUUUUUAACAAUAUGGCUGGAAUGUGUUGAAUUUGUUCCUCCACCAAAGAACUGGAAGAUAAGCAGAAAUCUAAAGCUGGUACCUCUUCGAAUAUUAAUUUGUUCUUACAACUGUUUCAAUAAACGUGGCCCUAACCUCUUUGGAAUUGCUCAAGUAUAG
Nyctereutes procyonoides (raccoon dog) is the source of this 1044-nucleotide messenger RNA. RefSeq names its product leucine rich repeat containing 69 (gene LRRC69). The transcript is spliced from 8 exons. NCBI's taxonomy places the organism in Eukaryota, Metazoa, Chordata, Mammalia, Carnivora, Canidae. The record is from RefSeq and is a predicted model, not a curated record. The coding region runs from base 1 to 1044 and encodes 347 amino acids. Gene Ontology annotation, molecular function: protein binding.